AUGCCAGUCCGCUGCUCUUCCCUCCCCACGGGCGUUCGCCUGGCCCUCCUCAACCGUUCUUCCACCUCCCGGCAACAUCAUCAGAAGCAGGGCUUCCACACGACCUCGCACCUCCGCCAUGAUGCGGCCGCAAUUGACAGUUCGAGGAAUCAUUACGAGACCUUGAACCUCGCGCCCGGCGCCUCCCCGGCCGAGAUCAAAAAAUCCUUCUACAGCCUCUCCAAGACCCACCACCCGGACCUCAACCGAGCCGACCCAAGCUCCUCGAAGCGCUUCAUGCGCAUCUCCGAGGCCUACGGCACGCUGUCCUCGCAAGAAAAGCGCGCCAAGUACGACCGCGACGUCUUGGGCCUGCACCGCGGCGUCUCGGCAGGCCAUCCCAGCGGCUCCUUUUCCUCGACCAACCCGGCCGGCGGCCGACCCGCCACCGGCCUGUCGCGUCGCCGUACCGCGUUCCGGGGCCCGCCCCCGAGCUUCUAUCGCAGCGGCGGCUGGGGCGCCCACGAGGCCAAGCGCAGCGCCGCCCAGGAGGAGAGCACCGGUGGUGCGUCAUCUGGCAAGGGGCGUACCCGGGACCAUCACAAUGAUGGCUCCUGGAUCAACGAGAAUGCUGGCAGCGCCGGCUUCGGCUUUGGUGCCGGGGGCAUGGGUCCGGGACAGGACCCAUUUGGCCACCGAGGCGAUGUGCCGCAUUUUGACCGCGAGAGUCACGAGAAGACGCAGCGCAACACCGAAGAACAUCGAACGCGCAGCUGGCGCCUGCGGAUGGGUGGCCGGGAUCGCAUUGAGAUAGAAACCGACAGAGGCCCAACAGGCAUGUUUUUCGUCAUUGGCGGAGUGCUGUUGAUCAGUUUUAUGGGGCCUUACUUCUUCAGUCGGUCCUGGGCAGAUCGAGGAAAGAAGAAAGGGACCGCAAGGUCAUGA
Messenger RNA from Pestalotiopsis fici W106-1, 924 nucleotides. RefSeq lists its product as uncharacterized. Lineage: Eukaryota; Fungi; Ascomycota; Sordariomycetes; Amphisphaeriales; Sporocadaceae. The coding region runs from base 1 to 924 and encodes 307 amino acids. The record is from RefSeq and is a predicted model, not a curated record. The transcript has 2 exons.